This is a messenger RNA of Aspergillus heteromorphus CBS 117.55, 243 nucleotides long. RefSeq lists its product as uncharacterized. NCBI's taxonomy places the organism in Eukaryota, Fungi, Ascomycota, Eurotiomycetes, Eurotiales, Aspergillaceae. The record is from RefSeq and is a predicted model, not a curated record. The coding region runs from base 1 to 243 and encodes 80 amino acids. The transcript has a single exon.
AUGCACUGUCUGAGAUAUAUAAAUAAUAAUUUUGAUUCUAAGAAGAAUACUCUGUAUAAUAUUAGUUAUUUAUUAAAUAUAAAAAUAUCUAUUCUAUAUUAUUUUUAUUUCGCGAGAAAGAAGAUUUAUAAUCCUGUGAGUUUUAUAUAUUCUAUAUUAUAUAUAUAUAAUUUACUAAUAUUUCUUAAGUCUGCAACUGGUCUGCUAGAAAAUAUUUAUAAUCUUAUAAAGAUUAUUAAAUAG